Molecule: messenger RNA, 447 nt
Organism: Saprolegnia diclina VS20
Lineage: Eukaryota; Oomycota; Saprolegniomycetes; Saprolegniales; Saprolegniaceae
Exons: 1
Coding region: 1-447 (148 amino acids)
Molecular function (GO): phosphatidylinositol binding
Source: RefSeq, a predicted model, not a curated record
AUGCACCGCCUUGAGAUCACGAGCCAGAGCCCCAACAAGAGCCGCGCGACCUGCCACACCUUCACGCAGUUCCACAUCGACGUCGACGACGCGUGUGGCACACCCUAUACGAUCUGCAAGCGCUUCCGCGAAUUCGUGACGCUGCACCGUCAGUUGCGGCUGGCGGGCUUUCACGUCCCGAGCCUCCCCGUGGCCGGACCGUUCAUGAGUCUCUGGCUCCUCUGGGACUCUGCGCGUGCGCUUGCCUACCGCCAAUUCUUUCUCCAAGUCUUCCUCCAAGUCCUCAACGACAGCGCCGAGAUCCAAGCGCACCCCGCCUUCACAAGCUUCGUUGGUACCCGCCCCGAGACAAAGCCAGGGUACACAUCGCUCGCCCUCUUCCGCCAGUCGUUUGAACGGAGCCCCGUGCGGCGUCCCACCCGCGGCGUCCCUGCGUGCAGCAUCUAA